This is a messenger RNA of Closterium sp. Yama58-4, 669 nucleotides long. Lineage: Eukaryota; Viridiplantae; Streptophyta; Zygnematophyceae; Desmidiales; Closteriaceae. The record is from the annotation of a GenBank genome assembly.
AUGCCCGCCAAGUUCCUUGCCAAGAACCCUCCUCCGCUCUGGCUCACUCUCUACCACCUAGUCACCCGCCUCCCUGACUCUCUGCGUGCAGUCAGGGAUUCCUUCCUAGCUCGCUGCCCUACUGAGCUCACCAUUGCCCUCCUCGAGAAGGAACUGCUUGCAGCUGAGGCUAGCAUAGUCGCUGUAGGUGCCUCUCGUGGCGACCCCCGCACCCCGUUCUUUGAGGGGUGUUCUCCUUCCCCCCUUCUUCCCUCUGUCGCCUCUGCUGCUGCUGUCGACCUCCUUGGUGCUGAGAAGGUCGGGACUGCGUCUACUUCGAGCGGACGCCGCAGCGGCAAGGGCAAAGGGGGCAAGGGAGGCGGAGGUGACGGUGGGGGAGGAGGUGGUGGGGGCGGUGGCGGCGGUGGGGGUGGUGGCGGGGCUGGAGGGGCGAGUGGCGGCGGUGGAGGUGGUGGCGGCAGCGGCGGGGGAGGUGGCAGGGGAGGGGGCGGUGGUGGGGGUGGCGGUGGACGCGGCGGCGGCAGGGGUUGGGGUGGUCGAGGAGGUGGGGGCGGAGGUGGUGGUCGUGGAGGCGCUGGCGGUCCGAGCCAGCAGCCGACUCCGUCGCCCCAGGAGGUCCGUGAGUGGUACGCUCAGCACGGGGGGGGGGGGGGGGGCGGGUGGCUUUAG